AUGGCAUCGAGAUACUACGCAUAUGAUUCAGAGCAGCCAGAGCCAGCUGCUGGAUUGGCUAAUGCCGAUGUUCCAGUAACUGGAGAAGAAGGACACUCACAACAACCAAAUGGUGGCAGUCGACAAGAUGACGAUUACGAUUCUGGAUCUUCAUCAGAAGAUGAACCAUUGGACACGGAUAAAAAGGAAAAGUCUAGAAGACCGUCAGAUCACCCGUUUAGACAACAACGAUUGAAAGCUUAUAAUCCGGUGUUGACCGCCAAGACGGUGAUUCCUUUAUUGGUAGCUAUCGCUAUAGUAUUUGUGCCUCUUGGAGCAGCCAUGUGGUACGCAUCAGAUAAGAUACAGGAUAUAACUAUUGAAUACACCCAGUGUGAGAAUUUGGCUUUAGAGAAUGUUUUUACUCCAAUACCGGACAACUACACCGAUUACAACUUUAAAAGAGAUUAUUCUGGGUAUAAACCUAACUUUGCUUGGAGAGUCGUGACUGAUGACACUCAAAGGUAUGAAGAGGAUAAAAAGGUGUGUCAAAUACAGUUUCAGGUUUUGACGGAAAUAAAGGGUCCUCUCUAUCUUUAUUACAGAUUGCACAAGUUCCACGCCAAUCAUCGUCGUUUUGUCAAGUCAUUUAGUGAAGAUCAAUUGAAUGGAAAAGCAGCAAGUCUAGAUACCAUCAAGAAUACGGUUGGACAAAAUUGUGAACCAUUAUCACAAAGAGAUGGGAAGAAAAUUUACCCAUGUGGACUUAUAGCCAACAGUUUAUUUAAUGACACUUUUUCGACGGCGUUUGAAGCUGUCAAUGGUACAAGUGCUGAUAAAACAGUCAAACUCACAGAAAACGGAAUCAACUGGUCAACCGACAAGAAUAGGUUCAAAAAAACUAAAUACAAUCAUACGGAAAUAGUUCCACCACCAAAUUGGCAUAAGAUGUUUCCCGAUGGAUACAAUGAAUCAAAUGUUCCUGAUAUUUCAAAAUGGCCCCAAUUCCAUAAUUGGAUGCGUCCAAGUGCAUUAGCCACAUUUAACAAAUUAGCUUUGCGAAACGACUCCGCAUCAUUGCAAGUUGGUGUAUAUCAAAUCGAUGUUGGAUUGCAUUUCCCCGUAUUGCCAUAUAAUGGUGGAAAAUACAUUUAUCUUUCACAAAGAUCAGUUAUUGGUGGUAAGAAUGACUUUUUAGGCAUUGCUUGGAUGGUUGGUGGAGGAAUCUGUUUUGUAUUGGGAUUGGCUUUAUUGGUUAUCAAUUUUGUCAAACCAAGAAAGACUGGUGAUGUCAAUUUGUUGAGUUGGAAUCAAGAGGCUAUCAAGAGAGAUGAACACGAUGCCUCAAUGGCAAAUACAAGUGGAUUUGAGAAGUAA
This is a messenger RNA of Lodderomyces orthopsilosis Co 90-125, 1356 nucleotides long. RefSeq names its product Lem3p (gene LEM3). The transcript has a single exon. Gene Ontology annotation, cellular component: endoplasmic reticulum; Golgi apparatus; plasma membrane. NCBI's taxonomy places the organism in Eukaryota, Fungi, Ascomycota, Pichiomycetes, Serinales, Debaryomycetaceae. The record is from RefSeq and is a predicted model, not a curated record. The coding region runs from base 1 to 1356 and encodes 451 amino acids.